AUAUAUAUAUAUCUUGCAGUCCAUGUAAUUAAUAAUCAUUUGCAUUGCCUGCAGUGAAUGAGAGGAGAGAAAGGAGAACGAAUGAUGGAGAAUGAAAAGGCAUUAUCAUCAGCUCGGCCACUGAUUGGUUUCCCUCUUGGGUUAGCUCUUCUUUUGUUCAUGUUACUUAGUAUGAGUGGGAUUUUCACUUGUUGCCUUCACUGGGACAAACUUAGAUCCCUGGUUAGAGCAUUCAGAGUCAGAGAUGACAACGCCGGUGAUACCAGUUUGGACCAUUUACCAUCGCAGAAAUCUUCACCUCUUGUGAUAUCAAAGCAAAAACAAGCCCAAAGUCUGCUAGUUUCGAUGCCAGGAGAUGAGAUUCCCAAGUUCGUGGCUCUGGCAUGUCCAUGUAAGCCGCCUACCGAGAAGAAGCUUUCGGCGACGGGGCUCAAUAAGAAUCCUACUGAGUUUGCCUACAGUGUAAAUAUAUAAUAUUAUUUGAUGAUCAAGGGUACAAAGAUUAACGUCCCAUAAAAUCACCUGUAAAUUCUGAAUGUUUGCUUAAAACAAUAUGUUGAACCCAAGUACAAUCUCAUAUCCUACAGCUAGAAAAAAUUAUAUAGCAACAAUAAAAGUUGGUCGGAUUUGCUAGUUUUGCCUUUAGCCUAAAUAAUUUGUACUUUUAAGCCCUCAUGAGAGGCAUAGCCACCUCAACCAAAUUGAGUUUGAACUCACUUCAAAA
Mangifera indica (mango) is the source of this 724-nucleotide messenger RNA. RefSeq lists its product as uncharacterized. The record is from RefSeq and is a predicted model, not a curated record. Lineage: Eukaryota; Viridiplantae; Streptophyta; Magnoliopsida; Sapindales; Anacardiaceae. The transcript is spliced from 2 exons. The coding region runs from base 58 to 474 and encodes 138 amino acids.